CAAACCAGCGCGAACAAGAAAGGGCGCCCAUACUUAGCAGCGGCCGUGGAAAUUGCUGAAUUUGGAGCCAGUGUGCAAUGCAAAAUGCCCGCAACGAGGCGCUUUUUCUCUACCUUCGGGGUGGUUGUGUAGCCUGAUUGACUAAUCUUACACCAAAGGUGCUGCACCUUCUGAUGUCCGUUUCAGUAUUUAGGUCUCACUCUUGGGGCAGCAAAAGCGACUGAUUCUCAGCUCACGAACUCUUUUCGAGGUGAAGGCGUCCUAAAAGCACGGCACAAUGGCACCUCUUGAGCGCGACUCCAGCAGGGCGAAUCUGCGUGUGUCCGGUUCGUCCUCUACACUCGACUUUGGAGUGGGAGAGUCUAGUGACUCUCUCCACUUUCCCAGGAGUGUCUCUGCUGUUCUGGAAAGGAGCACAGACUGCUCGACUGACCUACGGGAUCGAGUCGGCACCAAGCUCAUCUGCACUAUCAGCCCGGCCAACUGCUCCACAGAGCUGCUGACGGCCCUCAUCCACGCCGGCAUGACAGCUGUCCGCUUGGACUUCACCAUCGGAGACCGGGCCGCUUAUGAUGAAGCGGUCAAGAACUUGGCGGCCGCUGUAAGAAAGACCGGCAAGAUGGUGACGACAAUCGUGGACACGAAUGGUCCAACGUCAACGGUCCUGUUGAAAGAAGGGGAGCAGGUGGAGCUUACAGCUGGCUCGCAGGUUCUGCUAGUAGCAGACCCCAACAGAGCGGCCUCGCCCGAAGUGCUGCCAAUCUCGGACCCAAGAGUCGUCAAGUGCGUCAACCCCGGUGAAAAGAUUGUGAUUGGAAAGUAUCUUGCGAGUGGAAGCGACGAUGCAUCUGCAGUACUUCAGGUCGUUAAACAAGAGGGCGAUGCAGUCCAGUGCACGUGCAUCGAGCCAGCCACUCUAGUGGGGAAAGUCACCUGCAUGAUCGUGAAUGCCACAAGGGACUGCAUUCCAACCAUGCAGGAGGCAGAUUAUAAGGAGCUUCGGAGGUGGGACGAGCCGAACUUGGUGGACUUCGUGUCCCUGUCGUGCACACGGAGCGGGGAGGACGUCACAGAACUGCGGAAGUUCCUGAAAGGGACGAACUACAUGCAGGAAGUGCAGAUCAUUGCGAAGGUCGAGAGCAAGCAAGGCCUGGAGAACUUCGACGAGAUCCUCAAGGAGGCUGACGCCAUCAUGGUCUCAAGGGGGGACCUGGGGUCGUCAAUUCCAGUCGAAAAGUUGAACCCCAUCCAGAAGUACGUGCUCCACCAGUGCAACGUGUCCGCCAAGCCGGCCAUCAUCACGCGCGUCAUGGACACCAUGCAGCAGUGGCCGCGCCCCACGCGCGCCGAGGCGACCGACGUCGCAAACGCCGUGCUCGACGGCGUGGACUGCAUUUUGCUGGGUGCGGAGACGGUGCGGGGCCAGUUCCCGGUGGAGGCGGCGCGCACGGUGCUGGCGAUUGCGCGCGAGGCGGAGAUGGUGUACAACAACGGGCACCACUUCAAAGUUAUGCUCAAGGAGCUGCCCUCGCCCAUGCCGCGCCAGAUGGCCAUCGCCUCCUCUGCGGUCCAAGCAGCCAACAAGACGGGCGCCGCCCUUAUCAUCGCCAUCACGACGCUGGGCAGCACGCCACGCUAUGCGGCGGUCUUCCGGUCCAAGGUGCCCAUCUUGUCAGUGCAGCUGCCGACGCUCGGGAUCGACCGCCGCACAAUGCGGUGGUGGGCCUCUGGCACGCAUAAGGCUCGGCAGACGCUCCUGUCCUACGGGGUGAUCCCCGUUCUCGCCGACCCGGCGACCAUAGACGCUAACAAGUCGGCACUGGGAGUCGCCAUCGACUUCGGCAAAUCACUCGGUCUGUGUCAAGAAAGGGACAACGUGGUAGUCAUGCAGAGGAUCCAAAACCAGAGGGUAGUGUCAAUGGUGCAGGUCGACUAACUAGCAUAACUAAGCCUGGCAAACGGUUGUGCUGUCUAUGGUCGCUUUGUAGCUGUCAGCCACAUUUGUGGGCGAGGACUCCGCACAGCUUUACAGUGGAACCGUUUGAGCUUUACUUUCCUUGGCUAAGAAGCGUGUCAACAACGAUUUUCGGAAUACACCCGCCGACAGGCCAGACGAACCAGGGCAUCCAGUUGAGGAACUAACUUGAGCGUUAUGCAGGAUGAUACAAGCAGUCAAACGGAGUCUAAUACUAGGCAGAUGGUUCUUUUGUCUGCACCAGAUCUUCGUAGCUCAAAGCAGUUCAGAGAAAAAGUUGGAGAAGCAGGUCAGCUCUCGUGCCACCGGUCAGGGUAACAGGGGGUAUUUGGUCGUUUUAACUUUGAGCGGCGCAUGAGGCCCUCAGAGCUGGCAAGAGCUUUGACUUAAACAACCCGCCUCAGUAUUCGAUGUGCAAGCCUGAGAUGGCACUCUGGCCCGC
Klebsormidium nitens is the source of this 2417-nucleotide messenger RNA. NCBI's taxonomy places the organism in Eukaryota, Viridiplantae, Streptophyta, Klebsormidiophyceae, Klebsormidiales, Klebsormidiaceae. The record is from the annotation of a GenBank genome assembly.